Messenger RNA from Anthostomella pinea, 1323 nucleotides. Lineage: Eukaryota; Fungi; Ascomycota; Sordariomycetes; Xylariales; Xylariaceae. The record is from the annotation of a GenBank genome assembly.
AUGUUCGGCAGACCAUGGCUAAGACCACAAGGUGCUACGUCAACCAACAAAACCAACAACUCGAAUGUCAUCUCGAAGGCUGAGUGGGGCUUAGCAACUGGUUCUUAUGUCAGCUACACGGCCAAGGAUGAUUCAGAUUACGAAGGCAAGGUGUUCACUACCAAUGGUCUUGCUGCAUCUUUCGUUUUUUUUGACGAGGCGCACACUUACCGCGGCUCUUUAUCAAGUCCGACUCAGCCGUUCGCCCUGCUAAAAACUAUCACCGAAAAGUCAUGGGAUCCCACGGUCGCCUUCGCCAUCUCGGGCUCCAUCUCGGGCGGUGGUCCUGGCCAACUGACCAACAUCGUUGACCACAUUCUUCGAGUCAAGGGUGAACAACACGAAGGCAAGCCCAGCAUCGGCGGUAUUACCAACGUAACUGAGCUUGAAAAUAAGAAAGUUGACUGGAACUACCUGCUGCAAAAACACCAUAUUAAAUCGAUCGGCGAGUUAAUGAAGAACCUUGUCCCCCGUGUACUCAUGGCCCGUCGCAAUGUGGACACCUUUCGCGGCCAGAUUAUUGGCGAUGCCGGACGAGAAAUAGUCGUACAACACGUCGAGCAUAUGUUAGAAAACCUUUCGAUGAGAGGCACAAUGCUUGGACAGUCAACGGAAGGCGGGGUCCUGAACCUAUGCAGCACAGCUUUGAAACUCGAGUUCUUCGGUGGAGAGGGUGCCACAGCGAUGAAACUGGGCAGAAAAGGUGGUUGUAUCUGGACCCAGCUACUUCGUGCGAACGUCUACCCCAAAGUCGCUUGCCUUUAUCUGGACAAGCUCGCCACAGAGGAGGACCUUGAAUACAAUAAUAUUAAUCGCUAUGGAGAUGAGGCCUCCUUGCUUGCAGCUACCGAUGCCAGCCAAAACGACGUGCAGCGGCAGUUGGCCACAUCCCCGUUCUGGCCAUAUUGCACACAGCUCAUAAAGCAGUCUUCGAAAUUUGCCCAGCUCUGCCAAUAUAUAAAUAACAUGGUGGCAUACAGGAACCGCCGGCCCAGCGCCGGUGACGAUCCUGGCCCUGCUGAUGGCACGAACAUCCGAUAUAUGGUUGUCUUAUCUGACACGCCUGUCUCCAGCUACAUCACUUUUAUAUUACUGUGCGUCAAAUAUCCAAAAGUCAAGGUGAUACUGAUCAACGGACGCACUCGCAAGGUGGCCACUGAGAAGACACCUUGCUACGGGCGUAGAGAAAUGAUCGAAGACUUGAUGUCCGACUGCACGAAUAAAUCACGCAAUAAGAUCAUUGUCUCCACCUACCGUAUCUAUGGGACGGCGCUUAACAUGUAA